Macrobrachium nipponense is the source of this 4674-nucleotide messenger RNA. RefSeq lists its product as uncharacterized. Gene Ontology annotation, cellular component: membrane. The transcript has 15 exons. NCBI's taxonomy places the organism in Eukaryota, Metazoa, Arthropoda, Malacostraca, Decapoda, Palaemonidae. The coding region runs from base 514 to 2835 and encodes 773 amino acids. The record is from RefSeq and is a predicted model, not a curated record. Gene Ontology annotation, biological process: transmembrane transport. Gene Ontology annotation, molecular function: ABC-type transporter activity; ATP binding; ATP hydrolysis activity.
AGGGAGCUCUCAGUUAGUGCCGGGCUGUUGUCGUGCCUUGUCGUGCCUUCCACAGAGCGCUUGCGAUAUUUUUUUCCUUUUUUUUCUCUUGGCCUUUUCCUUCGUCUUUACGUGUUCACCUUUUUAAGUGUUCGGUCUUGGACCAAGGGAGUAAUCGCCGUGACGGAAGCGCAAGAAUGGGUUCAUGUUAGAAGGAUGAUAAGAGAGAGAUUAGAGUUUCGUUAGCAAUCAGUGAUGGGAAGAAAUGCAAUGAAGAAAUCCUGACGGCAUGCACACGGAACGCAGAGGAAAUCACUUCGAGUUGUAGAUGAGAAACGGUUUCCCAACCUGAUGUCAGCUGUGGGUGGUGCUGGUGUUAUCAGACAAAGAAAAGAAAUUGUAUUUGGGGAUCCCACUACAAGGACUCGGUAGUCACAGUUCAUUCCGUCGAGCUGCCCCAGAAACCUAUAGAUAGAUAGAUCCCAGUGCGACUACUCGUUUCGUGUUCGUUCACACCACCUCCACCAACCAACCAUGGACUCUAUUUGGUCGACGAGGAGGUAUGUCCCCGUCACUGUGGACAUCGAUCACCUGACGAUGAACUGCAAACAGAUCCUCAAAGCCGCUUCCAGCAAGACACUGAGGGCGAAGCCCGCGCAGAACCCGAAUCUCCACCAGCAACAGCAGCAGCUUCAAAAGAACCGGUCCCAUCUACAAAUUCAGAUCGAUCCUGUGGAAAGCGAACUUCUCAAAGGAACAGAUGUCGGACCAGUCCCUCACAUUGCACCAGUGUCUACUGGAUGGCCACGACGGAAACCGCUAGACGUCGUCUUCAGCGACGUCUGCCUCACCAUCGGAAAGAAGACCAUACUUUCGAGAAUCUCUGGCGCCUGCAGACCUGGAGAAGUCUUAGCCGUCAUGGGACCUUCAGGAUCUGGAAAGACGUCGCUGCUCAACGUGAUCAGCGGCCGCCUCCGUCCUACAAGUGGCAGCAUAUCUGUCAAUGGCGUCCCUUUGAGCAAACGCCACAAAAGACAGAUUUGUUACGUCCUUCAGCAGGACAUCUUCUACACUGACAUCACUCUAAGGCAGACUCUUGUCUAUACCGCUCUCCUCCGCCUGCCAGACAGCAUGACUUACCAGGAGAAGAUGAAUCACGUCGACAAUAUCAUAGAGAUCCUUGAUCUAAAGCGAUGCCAAGAUACUAAUAUUGGAAGCAUAAUGGACAGAGGUCUGUCCGGAGGAGAAAAGAAGAGAACCAGCAUUGCCUGUGAACUUCUCACCAAUCCUUCCAUUAUGCUUUUGGAUGAACCUACCUCAGGUCUUGAUUCCAGCACAGCACACAGUAUUAUGACCACUCUGAAGCGGUUUGCUGAAAAGGAGAACAAAACGGUCAUUGUAACACUUCACCAGCCAUCCUCGCAGAUCUUCUAUAUGGUCGAUCGAUUAUUAUUGCUAUGCAAUGGACAGAAUGCCUAUUUUGGAAAUACAAAAAAAGUGGUUGAGCAUUUUGCCAGCAUUGGACUGCCUAUUGCUCCCCAUUAUAACCCAGCGGAUUUCAUAUUGGAACAAGUGAAAGGGCCCAAAGAGGUACAAGAGAAACUAAUCCAGAGUGCCAAGGAAGGAGUUCAGAUGUCCUUCAAUCUCCAGCAGACGGUGACCCUCCCAACGUCUCCUUCCAUACAUUCGUUUUACUCCAAGUACCUUACCUUGCCAAGUGUUCCUGUGUCCUCAGAUGUAGAAACCAAUGACAAUCUAUGGGAUGGCGACUGCACAAACUUCAAGGAAUACACAUGUUACCACCCCAAUUGUCCCACCGACAUUUCUGUUACAAUAAAUGUCAGCAAAAAAGAAUCUCCUGCUUACAAUAAAAUAGUUGGUGAAGAAGAGGACAGUGGAAGGUCAUCUUGGUCAGAGGAAACUGAAAGUGAAACGUCAGCUUCAAGUUCGAGUUAUGAAUCAUUCAAUGAUCCUCAGUGGCCGACCUCUUUCUUCACCCAGUUCAAGGUGUUAACACAGAGAAACUUCUGUGUAGCUAAGCCACUCCUUUUGUCGAGGCUAAACUGGAUCCAGACGUUAGCUUUGGGUUUGCUAGCUGGCCUUCUAUGGUACCAGGUACCCAGGGAGGAAGAAAAUCUUCAAGAUAUCCAGGGAUGGAUGUUCUUCUCUUCAAGUUACUGGACUAUGUUCUUCCUUUUCACAGCCCUUCAGUCAUUCCCAACUGAGAAGGAAGUGAUCACCAAAGAACGUGCCAGUGGUUCCUACAGGGUGAGUGCUUACUACCUGGCAAAGAUGGUAGGCGAGCUUCCACUCACUGUGAUUCUCCCAACAUUUUACUUUCUUAUCUCGUAUCCCAUGAUGGGGUUCCACAGCUUCAUGACUGCCCUCCAGUUACUACUGAUGCUCCUUCUGGGCACCUUGGUUGGACAGAGCUACGGUUUUUUCAUUGGAGCCAUCUGUGGAAACUUACCAAGAGGCAUCACUAUCUCUGCUAUCUUCACGUUUUUUACGCAGCUCUUUGGAGGAUACCUGAACAAUCGCAUUCCGGAAUGGAUGGAUUGGGCCAGGUACCUCUCGAUAGUGCAUUACAUUUUCCAAAAUAUGAACUUCAUCGAAUUUUCAAGUGGUGAAGGUCUGAGGUGUGCGAAGGGGAUCUCCAGUUUCAGCUCUUGUAGAGCGAACAGCAGCAGUGUAGUAGAAAGUGACACCGGGAACUUUAUAGACGUAGAGGAAAUCCUGAAAGCGAGAGGACAGACGCUUCCCCUUUGGGGCAACACUGCUAUCCUACUCGGGUACAUGAUAGUCACGAGGUUUCUAACUUACCUUGUGCUCAGAUAUUUACAUAGGCCAAAAUAGCUUUAACCGUCGCUAGACUUUCGAAAGUGAAGUUAGUAUCGCUCCCGAGAGGGCUUCUACGUAUUGCUCAGAUUUUCCUUCUAUUUUCAAGCACAGCAUUAAUGCGAAGCAAUAGCAGAAUUUCCCUUGUGUUUGAAAUAAGAGAAAGAUACAAGUGUGAGAAGCUUUAGCAUUUUCGGCUGUGAUGAAUUUGAUUGCUUCCAAAACUAUGUGGAUGGAAAAAGAGUAACAAAUUUCGAUUUAAUUGAGAUCCUGUGCAGCUGGGUGUGUUUGACUUAAGCAGUUACUACUACUAACAAGUGGUUUGCUGAAGCGAUCUGCAGCUCACGGUAUGAGUUCCAAGUGGGUCACUGCUAGGUGCGUGAGAUUCUUAGACAUACUGGAGUGGAUCAGAUAGUGUUAUUACUUUAAGAUCUCUGUAUUAACUUAUUUAUAAUCUCCCGGAAACCCAUGCAUGUCUGUCUAUUCUAAAUGUGAUGAAUAUUGUUAUAUAUAUUUGUACGUUUUUAAGAAGGUAAAGAGUUAUUGUCAUAACGACUAAAUGGUGUUUAUUCUUUGUAAAGAGCUCAUUAUUUUAAGAAAUAAUGUUUUGUCCAUCUUACACUGUAUUGGAACACUGAAGUUGAUGAUUGCGAACUUGACUGACAGACAGCCACGUGUAGAAUUGAGCGAUAGAGAGUCAAGUGAUGGCAAAUGCAGUAGUACUACAGAUGACCCAUAGCGACACUGAGCGUACCACUUGCCCCUAGCUCUACUCUUUUGGGAAAUGAAAUGCAUUUUGACUUGGACCUUCAUGAAAUUCCGUUUUUAGCGAACAAAGUAUGUUGUCAAAGGCUAAGGUGUUUGCAAAAAUGAGCAGCAAUUAGGGAGUUGGCAAAUGUUUUGCAUUGUACGGUUCUGCUUGGUCUCAGGAACAUAGGAUGAUAAUUGAGAAGACACCUAUUAUAUUUGACAGAUGGAAACUCACAAAUUUUUUAGCCGUAAGAUUUACAUACUCUUAUUCUGUGAUAAUGUAAAUAGAGGAGGAAUGGUAAGGUACUGUUGUAAUAUAUGUUCAAUUGAAACACUGUACAGAGAGAAAGAGCACUGUUGUAAACGCAGUAUUUAACCAGUGAAACAUGAGUGAUACAUUCGCAGUAAAUUGACCCUGAACUGACUAGACACAAGUGUAAGAGGAAUUCAUGGAGCCUGCAACAGCCAAGAACUGUCGAAAGCAGGAAAGCAAGUUCCUUCACACAGGCAGCAUGAAGAACAUUCUCCAGCCAAGGCUGUGGUUGUGCCAAUAUUUGUGACAUGUUGAAGACAUCUUCAGGUUGAUCUUAGCUUUAGUAGGUUCUACUGUACAGUUUUAGCCUGAAUGUUUUUAUAUAGAAUGGUUGGUACUGUAACAUAACAAUGGCUUCUACAGAUACUAAAUUGAUGCCCUUUUCAUAAACAGUCUGAUUGGUUGUAGAUUAAUCUGGUGGGGAAGAGACGCAAGAAGUAUUUGUAGGUUUUUGGUUAUUCUGAUGGGAUGGACGGAAGUUCAUUUCUGUAAAGUACUUUAUGAUACAUUUUGUGUGUUAUGGAAAGUAUGAGUGUUCAUUUUUUGUGCUUCCUUGAGAAUUUGAUGAUAGCCAUGUUAGUUCAUUGUUCUUGUAACUCCUGUCUCAGAAAGCUAUGAUAAAGUCACAACUUGAAAUUAGUCUCCGACUUGGCUCUUGCAUAAACGGACAUGCAAACGGGUCCUAAUGUAUUAUUUAAGCAGUUAGUAGUAUUCCAUAUCCUCUUUAUGCCCUGCCAAACUGUAUCAUGCAAUUGUCUCUUAUCAAAACAUGUUGUGCCAUUUUGGGGAAGGAG